Messenger RNA from Echinops telfairi (small Madagascar hedgehog), 1103 nucleotides. It is a transcript of the gene PPP2R3B, whose product is annotated as protein phosphatase 2 regulatory subunit B''beta. The transcript is spliced from 9 exons. Gene Ontology annotation, molecular function: protein phosphatase regulator activity. Gene Ontology annotation, cellular component: protein phosphatase type 2A complex. Gene Ontology annotation, biological process: protein dephosphorylation. The coding region runs from base 1 to 951 and encodes 316 amino acids. Lineage: Eukaryota; Metazoa; Chordata; Mammalia; Afrosoricida; Tenrecidae. The record is from RefSeq and is a predicted model, not a curated record.
AUGUGUUGGAUCAUCCAGAGCUCGUUGGAUCACCUGGCCGGUGCUGGGGCAGCUGGUCAGGCCUGCGGCUGCCCGCUCUACUGGAAGGGCCCCCUGUUUUACGGCGCCGGGGGAGAGCGCACGGGGUCCGUCUCCGUGCACAAGUUCAUCGCCAUGUGGAGGAAAGUCCUCCAGAACUGCCAUGAUGACGCCGCCAAGUUCGUGCACCUGCUCAUGAGCCCCGGGAGCAACCACCUGGUGCAGGAGGACUUCCUCCCCCUCCUGCAGGACAUUGUGAACACGCACCCCGGCCUGUCCUUCCUGAAGGAGGCCAGUGAGUUCCACUCUCGGUACAUCACCACUGUCAUCCAGCGGAUCUUCUACACGGUGAACCGGUCCUGGUCCGGGCGCAUCACCUGCACGGAACUGCGGAAAAGCACCUUCCUGCAGAACGUCUCCCUGCUGGAGGAGGAGGCGGACAUCAACCAGCUGACGGAGUUCUUCUCUUACGAGCACUUCUACGUCAUCUACUGCAAGUUCUGGGAGAUCGACACGGACCACGAUCUGCUCAUCGACGCCGACGACCUGGCCCGCCACAACGACCACGGGAGGAUCACGCUGCAGGACCUGAAGCGGUGCAAGAUGGCCGGCGUGUUCUUCGACACCUUCUUCAACGUGGAGAAGUACCUGGACCGCGAGCAGAAGGAGCAGGUGUCGCUGCUCAGGGACGGCGAGGGCGACGGCGCCGAGGGCUCAGACUGGGAGCGCUACGCCGCCGAGGAGUACGACCUCCUGGUGGCCGAGGAGGCCGCGGGGGACCCCUGGAACGACGGGUACGAGCCUGCGCUCAGCCCCGUGGAUCCCAAGCUGCGGCCCCAGUUGGACGUCAGGCCCUUCCUGGAGGCGCCGGCCGCGCUGGGCGCCGUGGACCUGUACGAAUACGAGGCGGAGGACAGCCCACAGCUGCUGUGACCAUGGGGGGCAGGCCGGGGGCGGCUGGGGGCUCCGUGGAACCCGCACCGUCCUUGACCCGCCCGGCCGGCCGCUGCACACAGCCCUCGCUUCCUGGCGGUCUUUAAAGGAACGACAUGCGUUUGUAUGGAUGAUAAAUUUUUAUUUAUUCA